AUGCUUUGCCUUAUAAUUUUAACAAAAACCCAAUUCCUCGUUAACAGAGCAAAGCUAGCGCAAGGAAAAGUUGCGGAUAGUAAUGGAGGAUACUUGAAACCAGCGUCGUUAAUGUAUGCUUUGAAAUGGGAUUGCGAGCUUGAGAGUGCAGCCUAUAUACAUGCAACAGCCUGUUCAUUACAAAUGUCCGCUCCUAGCACUCGCCCUGGUAUUGGGGAAAAUAUUUUUACAGCAUCAAAUCGUGAUCUGAAUCACAUAACAAUGGCAGAAUUGGCUACACAAAUUUGGUGGACUGUCCCUACAAAGUUUAAUCUCAAUAAUACAAGAUAUAUGGAGAUGGAUGCUGACUUGUUUCCAGCUUGGAGUCAAGCCGUAUGGUCGGAGACAAGUAGAGUAGGUUGCUACUCAUACGCAUGUCCAAAUGGUCGAUUUUUAGUGUGUCGUUAUGCAGAAGGAGGCAACAUCAUUGGUAAAUCUAUCUACCGCAUUGGUGUCCUAUGCUCAACGUGUACGCAUUUCUGCGUUGAUGAUAGCAGCUCCGUAUAUUACGGACUGUGUGUUACCUCCGACUAG
Strongylus vulgaris is the source of this 573-nucleotide messenger RNA. The record is from the annotation of a GenBank genome assembly. Lineage: Eukaryota; Metazoa; Nematoda; Chromadorea; Rhabditida; Strongylidae.